AUGCAAGUGGUUGACGCCGAACGCGCGCGAAAGCUUUCACUAUUCCGCCCACUAGGUUACCAAAGAAAUUCGUGUGGUUACUGCAAGUCCAAAGAUGGAAGCGCAUCGUACUACACCAGUUCCACGUCUGUACACCCGGAACAUUAUGAAGACUUAAUCAAUGGCGGUUGGCGACGAUCGGGGUCCCUCUACUAUAAGCAAAACUUACUCCAGUCUUGUUGUCCUCAUUAUACACUGAGGUUGGAGGCUGCCGACUAUCGGCCCCGCCGUGAUCAACGCAAAGCGAUUAACAAAUGGAACAAAUUCAUCCUGGGCCCGGAGUAUAUGCGCAAGGCAGCCCGGCUCUGUCCGCGCACUCGCGAAGAGAAAAAGCACCGCAAGUGCAACUUUGACGUUCUGUCAGCUGUGCACGAGAGCGAGUACGACAAUGUCAAGCGGCCUAUUGAUCCGGCCACCAAACUGCCGAUAGAGCCAGCGCAUCGUUUCGAGGUUACCAUCGAAAGCGACUCUGUGUCUCAGGCAAAGUUUGCCUUGUUUCUCAAGUAUCAGACAGCCGUCCAUAAAGAGGAUGUCUCCAGCACGAAACCCAAAGACUUCCAGCGCUUCCUGUGCACUGGUAUCAAGCGGUCUCCAAAUCCGUUAACGAACUCGAACGCCACAGAGAAGAAGCUCGGCUCAUGGCAUCAGUGUUACCGCCUUGAUGGCGAGCUCGUUGCUGUCGCAGUCCUAGACUUGCUACCGACCGGCGUCAGCUCUGUUUAUGUCUUUCACGAUCCAGCCUACGAGCAAUGGGAAUUCGGCAAGCUGAGCGCCAUGCGCGAAAUUGCAUUCUCAAUUGAGAACCAGUACAAGUACUACUACAUGGGGUAUUACAUUCACUCCUGUCAGAAGAUGCGCUACAAGGCCAACUUCCGUCCACAGUACAUCCUUGGUAUGGCCCCUAUUCCAGACCCUGAGUCCGGUGAAUGGGACCCUCUUAAUGGAGAGUUGACGGAGAAGCUUAAUACCCGUUCUUAUGUUUCACUGUCGCGAGAUAGAGCGGGUACUGCACCCGCCAUUCCAGCUGAUUCCAAAUCUGAAGAUGAGGUGUCGCUCUUUGACAUAGGUAUGCCAGGCGUUCUUACUGUUGAUCAAGUGCAGGCACUGGAUCUCGAUCACUGGUUGCUCUUUUUCAGGAACAACUUUGUUCACAUGGAGGAUUUGGUGAAAUGGGAAACUAUGUCUAUGACCGAGCCACAGUCCAUCAAGGGCAUUGUUGCUGAACUAGCUGCAGUCCUGGGCCCGAAGGUUGUCCAGAACAGCGCUGUCGACUUGUUUGGCUGA
Molecule: messenger RNA, 1323 nt
Organism: Penicillium soppii
Lineage: Eukaryota; Fungi; Ascomycota; Eurotiomycetes; Eurotiales; Aspergillaceae
Product: arginyltransferase
Exons: 9
Coding region: 1-1323 (440 amino acids)
Biological process (GO): protein arginylation
Cellular component (GO): cytoplasm
Molecular function (GO): arginyl-tRNA--protein transferase activity
Source: RefSeq, a predicted model, not a curated record